Molecule: messenger RNA, 3427 nt
Organism: Malania oleifera
Lineage: Eukaryota; Viridiplantae; Streptophyta; Magnoliopsida; Santalales; Ximeniaceae
Product: dynamin-related protein 3A
Exons: 20
Coding region: 231-2735 (834 amino acids)
Biological process (GO): peroxisome fission; mitochondrial fission
Cellular component (GO): microtubule; mitochondrion; cytoplasm
Molecular function (GO): GTPase activity; GTP binding; microtubule binding
Source: RefSeq, a predicted model, not a curated record
UUAGUCGCUGCGCACCCCAAGCUCAUUCAAGCUCUGUUCCCUGUGUUACUCGAAAAAUCAAACGCACAAUAGUCUUCCCUGCAUCAAGAUCCCUCUGUAGCUACGGCUCUUUCAACUCUUUUAUAGUUCGCGUUGUUCACUCCUUCCCUCACCUCUUGUUCUCUCGCUCAAUUCCCACCACUCCGGGUGCUCUAGGGUUUCAUCGAUCUCAGAAAAUCUCCACCAAAUCCAUGGCGGAGGAACUGCUGUCUUCAUCUCACGCCUCUUCUUCACAUUCGCAGUCUUCCUCUUCGGCCGCGGCUCCUCUAGGGCACUCCGUAAUACCUAUCGUCAACAAGCUCCAGGACAUCUUCGCCCAGGUGGGGAGUACCAUCGAGCUCCCCCAGGUGGCGGUCGUCGGCAGCCAAAGCAGUGGCAAGUCCAGUGUCCUCGAAUCUCUUGUCGGCCGCGACUUUUUGCCUCGUGGCAACGAUAUCUGCACUCGGCGUCCCCUGGUUCUCCAGCUUUUGCAGACUAAGCGGAGGCCCGAUGGGUCUGAGGAGGAGUACGGCGAGUUCUUGCACUUGCCGGGCAAGAGGUUCCAUGAUUUCUCAGAAAUUCGCCGCGAAAUUCAGGCUGAGACAGAGAGGGAAGCAGGAGGAAACAAAGGGGUUUCAGACAAGCAGAUACGUCUGAAGAUUUUUUCGCCAAAUGUUCUUGAUAUCACACUGGUGGAUUUGCCCGGUAUAACAAAGGUUCCUGUUGGUGACCAGCCCUCUGAUAUUGAAGCACGAAUUAGAACAAUGAUAAUGUCUUACAUCAAGCUUCCAAGCUGUUUAAUACUAGCUGUUACACCGGCAAACUCAGAUUUAGCUAAUUCAGAUGCUCUUCAGAUAGCAGGAAAUGCUGAUCCUGAUGGUUAUCGAACCAUUGGUGUUAUCACAAAGCUGGAUAUUAUGGACAGAGGUACCGAUGCUCGCAAUUUAUUGCUCGGAAAAGUGAUCCCCCUUCGACUUGGUUACGUAGGUGUUGUGAAUCGUAGUCAAGAGGAUAUUCUGCUCAACCGAAGUAUUAAAGAUGCACUUGUGGCAGAGGAGAAGUUUUUUCGCAGUCGUCCAGUAUAUAAUGGUCUUACUGAUCGUUGUGGCGUUCCUCAGUUGGCUAAAAGGCUGAACCAGAUUCUGGUACAGCAUAUUAAGGCGGUACUUCCAGGAUUAAAAUCACGCAUAAGCACUGAUCUUGUUUCUGUUGCAAAGGAGUACGCCAGCUAUGGAGAAAUUGCUGAAUCAAAGCCGGCUCAAGGAACUCUUCUUCUGAACAUUCUUUCGAAGUUCUCUGAAGCAUUUUCUUCAAUGUUAGAGGGGAAAAAUGAAGAAAUGUCAACAUCUGAGCUUUCUGGUGGAGCAAGAAUUCACUAUAUUUUUCAAUCAAUCUUUGUGAAGAGCUUGGAGGAAGUGGAUCCAUGUGAAGACUUAACUGAUGAAGACAUCCGAACUGCCAUUCAGAACGCAACUGGUCCUAAAUCUGCAUUAUUUGUACCUGAAGUGCCAUUUGAAGUUCUUAUUCGAAGACAAAUAGCUCGUUUGUUAGAUCCAAGCCUUCAAUGUGCUAGGUUCAUAUAUGAUGAAUUAAUAAAGAUAAGCCAUCGCUGCAUGGUAAGCGAACUGCAACGGUUUCCUGUUUUGAGAAAGCGCAUGGACGAAGUCACAGGAAAUUUUUUGCGAGAAGGCCUUGAACCAUCAGAAACGAUGAUUGGGCACAUUAUUGAAAUGGAGAUGGACUACAUAAAUACUUCUCACCCAAAUUUUAUUGGUGGGAGCAAAGCUGUGGAGGUUGCACUGCAGCAGAUCAAGUCAUCCAGACUGCCGGUACCCCUUGCUAGGCAGAAGGAUGGUGUAGAUGCUGAUAAGGCAUUAGCAUCUGAAAGAACUCUUAAAUCUCGAGCUAUUCUUGCCAGACAAGUAAAUGGCAUUGUUGCUGAGCAGGGUAUUCGACCUGUGGCAGAUGCUGAAAAAGUUAAUUCUUCUGGAAGCAUAACCAGUUCAAGUUGGGGAAUUUCAUCCAUUUUUGGUGGGACAGAUAACCGUAGCUCCAUUAAAGAGAGCUCAACAAGCAAGCCAUAUGGGGAAACUGUUCACACUACUGAGCAUGCCUUUGCUAUGAUCCAUUUGAGGGAGCCACCAACCGUCUUGAGGUCCACAGAAACCCAUUCGGAGCAGGAGACCAUUGAAAUUGCAGUCACGAAGCUUCUGUUGAGGUCAUAUUAUGACAUUGUUAGGAAGAAUAUUGAGGACUCUGUACCUAAAGCAAUUAUGCACUUUCUGGUAAACCACACGAAACGUGAGCUACACAAUGUCUUCAUUAAAAAGCUUUACAGAGACAACCUGUUUGAGGAGAUGUUGCAGGAACCAGAGGAGGUGGCUAUGAAGAGAAAACGCAUCAUUGAAAAACUUAAAGUUCUUCAACAGGCUGUUCGGACAUUGAAUGAAUUGCCACUGGAAGCUGAAACAGUUGAGAAAGGUUACAGUUUAGGUACUGAUCCAACAGGGCUUCCGAAAAUCCACGGGUUACCAACAUCAUCUUUAUACAAUACAAGCAGUGGUUCAAGUGAUUCCUACACAGCAUCCCCUAAGAAUUUAAGGUCCCGAAAGAGCUCGCACUCAGGUGAGCUACAGAGUCCUUUAUAUGCUAAUGCAGCUUCUAAUGGAAAUGGACGCAAUUCCAUGCCAACUCUUUAUCCUUCGGUUGAUUUGUGAAGCGUCUCAAAUAGCACGAGUCCAAGCAUUUUUCUCCUUAAUAUGAGGAGCUCUCAUUAUGCUCUUUUUAUCACUCUCUAUCCAUCUAAAUUCAUCUGGAUCUGCUUUACAGAGCUUCUGGAUGGGAGGUAGUAUUCCCCUCGACAAUCACGUUUGAGUUAGAAAAUGGGUAUUGUUUUGUCGCCGUAUAUUUGCUUUUGUUCCUCCACCUAUACAAUAGGUUAUAAUUGCAUUGUUUCAUGAUGCUCCGAGAAGGAACAACACGAGCAUUUUCCCUUUAAUGGAAGCACCAAUUAGUUUUAUGUAUAUUUUAUUUUGAUUAGUUCUCUUUGAGAGUAUUUUUUGGAGGAUUCUUCUGGUAAUAAGCUAGUUGGCUGGCACUGGUAUAAAGACAUCACCAUCAUUGUUAUCCUCGUUGACAUCAGUUGAUGACAAGUAACCAGCACCCCACAUUUUUUGGUUGGAUGAUGAGUUAAAACAAUUCGUAUAUACUGGUUUCAAUUGAAUGCCGAAGCUUAAAUUAUUUGGUUAAAUAUCCAGUUUUUCUUAGUUGUUUUAAAGACUGAAGUGUAACCUUUUUUCUAAAUAAGUUGGCAUAUGUCAGUGUAUAUAGUAUGGGCUUUUAAGGAGUUGGCUUUGUAAUUGAAACCGAUACGAUUGUUGUUUAUUGCAUCUUUGGGACUUCAAUUCUU